Molecule: messenger RNA, 2208 nt
Organism: Clarias gariepinus (North African catfish)
Lineage: Eukaryota; Metazoa; Chordata; Actinopteri; Siluriformes; Clariidae
Product: cellular tumor antigen p53-like
Exons: 11
Coding region: 231-1397 (388 amino acids)
Biological process (GO): regulation of transcription by RNA polymerase II; protein tetramerization; apoptotic process
Cellular component (GO): nucleus
Molecular function (GO): DNA-binding transcription factor activity, RNA polymerase II-specific; RNA polymerase II cis-regulatory region sequence-specific DNA binding
Source: RefSeq, a predicted model, not a curated record
UGCCACGCUGCUUUCAGUUUUGUUGUGCUAGGCUGAAGGAGCUGAAUGAAGCUCUGUGUUGCUCUAGAAAGUCUCACAGCGGUUAAUGCAUAUUUUUCGACACUCGUUCUGAGACCAAACUCAGGAAGCAUUCAGUCACUGGCGGUGAAACCCUGACUGGGAGGCGAGUUCCUAUUGCCUCGCUGUUUUCCCAGUGACGCUUGCUGUACCUGCAUUGGCCUAGAUCAGCCAUGAGUGAGCUGGACAUGACAAUACCUUUGAGCCAGGACAAUUUUGCACAGAUCUGGAAUCAUGGCUUAUGCAACGUGGAGUUUACGGACCUUAUUGCAGAGCUUCCAAGAGCAGACAGUGAUGCCUGGCUCAGUGCUGCCUUGCCCAAUGGCACCUUUAAUGAGAACUUUGAUGACCUGGAUCUCUCUGAGGCCCCUGAGAAUACUGCUGAAGCUGCUGUAAUGUCUCCGGUCCUCGACAGUCUGCCUCCUCCAGCUGCAGUGGUACCUUCCACCAAUGACUAUCCCGGAGAGUAUAGCUUCAACCUCCGCUUCAACCAGACCAGCACAACUAAGUCUGUUACCUCCACGUAUUCCAAACCUUUGGAUAAACUGUACUGCCAGCUGGCUAAGACGUGCCCGGUUGAUGUUCUGCUGGAUAAAGUUCCUCCUCAGGGAGCAGUGCUCAGGGCCACUCCCAUUUAUAAAAAACCUGAGCACGUUUCUGAGGUGGUGCUGCGCUGCCCUCAUCACCAAAAUAUCGCAGAGAACAAUGAAGGUGUGAAUCAUCGCAGCCACCUUAUCCGGAUAGAGGGGAGUCAGAAGGCUCAGUACCUGGAGGACCCCAAUACCAAGAGGCAGAGUGUUACUGUUCCCUAUGAGGCUCCUCAGCUGGGCUCAGAGGCCACCACGGUCUUACUGAACUUUAUGUGCAACAGCAGCUGUAUGGGAGGCAUGAACCGUAGGCCCAUUCUUACCAUAAUGACUCUUGAAACACAUGAUGGGCAGGUUUUAGGUCGCCGUUGUUUUGAGGUCCGUGUGUGCGCCUGCCCUGGCCGUGAUCGCAAGACUGAAGAAGAAAAUCUUAACAAAAAAACGUUGAAGACUGCGACAGGAGUUAAAAGAAAAUCUUCUGCAAUGGAAUCUCAGGUCACUCCUAAUGCUGAAUCAAGUAAAAAGACCAAGACUGAAUCCAGUUCUGAGGAGGAAAUCUUUUUUUUGCAAAUUCGUGGGAGAGAGAGGUUUAAUAUGCUGAAAACGAUUAACGACAGUUUGGAGUUAAUGGACAUGAUGCCUCCUGCAGAUAAGGACAAAUACAGACAGAAACGCACUUUGAAGAACUUGAAAAAGCAGCCAGGCUGUGGCAAAAAGCUGCUCCAAAAUGAUGAGAAGACAGACACUGACUGAAAAUGAGCCCUGUUUGUUAUUGUUUUGUUUCCUAUGAGCCUUUCUUUCCACUUUCUGUUAAGCAAAUAUAAUGCUAUAUUGAAAUUUAGAUAAGAAAAUUGACAACUUAAAGGAGUAAACCGGCUUCCUGAACAGUUUGUGUGAGAUGGUAUAGAUGCUGCAAGUCUCUGGACCUGUACUGAUGGAAUUGAACACCAAUUUACUGUCUUUUUAUAUGUGCAGUGACUCUUAACCCUAAAAAGGACAAGCAGACCAUGAUGCCACCAAAAUCCUUUUACACUGUAACAAAGAUGCAGCUUUUCCCUUUAUCGUGUCACCCGUUUGUAUGUACAGAAAACUUUACUACUUUUUGUGUUGGAUCACCUUUUUGUGCCUUAUACGGAUACAUCAUCUUAAAACCCCUUGCAAUGGAUUAAAAUGUAUGUUUUUUAUUAAUAAGGAUGUUUAUACCACUGAUGCUUUGCUUCAGGUGAUCCUGUGUUAGUUGUCCGCUCUCUCAGGUCAGUUUGAAAUGGUCGGAAAUGGACAAAUGUUUAACAGUAUUUUUUCUAUGUCUUUGUAUUUUGUUUUUGUUUUGUUUAGUUUUGUUAACUGUAGUCAUUCCAGAUAUAUUUUUUACAUGACACAAUUUUUCUGUUACUUUAAUUUUUUUGCUGUAAGCACAUUUACUUGUUUCGUGCAAACAAGUACAGUUAAGACACAUUUAAAUCUACAUAUACAAACCUUUGCAGUUGUUCGUUUGAGCUCUUUUUUUAUAUUUUGUCUAUACUGUAACUCAACAUGACGAAAGCAAAUAAACAAAUAAGACAGC